GCGGCAGAAGCACCGAUGGAGCCACGGUGGCAGUACCAGUUCCGAGUAAUCAUGCUGGGGGACUCGACAGUGGGGAAAUCCUCACUGCUGCGGCGCUACACCGAAGGUGCCUUCCUGGACACUGUCAACCAGACUGUGGGGGUGGACUUCUACGUCCAAUUCGUGGAGCUGGAGCCAGGGCUGCAAGUGAAGCUGCAGUUCUGGGACACAGCCGGGCAGGAGAGGUUCAGGUCUGUGACUCGCUCCUACUACCGCAACUCAGCCGGGGGGAUGCUGCUUUUCGACAUCACCAACCGCACAUCCUUUGAGAGCAUCCGGCAAUGGCACCAGGAGGUGACUGACACCAUCCAACCCUUCCGCAUGGUCUUCCUGCUGGUGGGGCACAAGAGUGACCUGGCUGGGCAGCGCCGGGUGGGCCAGAGGGAGGCGGAGAAGUUGGCAGCCUCACUGGGUGUCCAGUAUGUGGAGACCUCAGCCAAAGAUGCUUCCAAUGUAGUCCAGGCCUUUCAGAUGCUGACAGUUGCCAUUUACCAAGCGCUGCAGACGGGGCAGUUGGUGGCCACUGAGGCGUGGGACGGGGUGAAGAGCAGCAUCCCACUGCCAGUGCUGCCCAAGGCUCAGGCACAGGAGAAGGAGGAGAAGCGGAAGAGAUGCUUGUGCUAGAGCUAAGGACACUGGCAAGGCAGGGACAUGCUGGGCUCAGGCAGGGGUGCCAUUGGAAGCGCGUUGGAAGCGUGAAGUCCCCAGGUGGAAGCCCACAGGCUUGCAGAGGUCAAUGUUACCCUUUCCCCUAUGCUCUCUUGUACUGACUGAGAUCCCUACCAUAAAGCCCUAAAUCUUUAAGUCUUUCCAAACAGAAUUAAAAGUGACAAAUUUAUCGUGGAACUCAGAUGAUGUAUCUGCCACUCCGGCUGAGUACAUGCCUAGUUGAGCCCAAAGCAAAAAUAACCACAUACCAUUCUGAGGAAAUGCCCACUUUCCCUUCCGGGUUAAUCUUCAUACAAUAUAAUUUGAAAAAAACCUUCUCUACAAGGUUGCAGAAAGGAGCUCCCCAGGCUCCUCAUCCCACAGCGACAUGAGGAGUGACACCAAGAUGGUCAUGGGAUCACUUCACCCCCCCUGGUUUCCCCUGCAGGUACCGGGAGCCUCCAGAGAGCUGGGCAAGGAGGAUGAGCCCAGCUCUGCCUAGGGCUGCAGAAGCCUUCCUGAGCCUUCCUGUCAUGCAGGGGUUUGCACUGCUAUCAGCUCCUGCAUCCCCACAACAGCCCCUGCAGCUCCUCUGAAGUCUGAGCAGAGCAGCGGGAACAGCCAAGGGCAUGUGGCCUUUCCAAUGUCCAGGCACAAACAGAAUCAGGGGGACUCUGACUUCCUGCUUUGUCACAGCAUCCCCCUCCCAACAGUGCUAAUAUCCCAGCAAUGGGUUGGAGGUCAGGAGGGAAAUGACCCCGCCAUCCUGACUGGCAGGGAAGGGACUGGCCAAAUUCUUGUGGUCUAGAAAGGUCUGGAGGGGAGGAACCCUCUGGAAGAGCAGCUGAGGGCACUUGGUUUGUUCACCCUGGAGGAAACAGGGGAGACUCAGCAGCACGUGCAGCUCCUCCCAAGUGACACCUCCAGUCUCUGCUCCCUGUGACCAGACAGGACCUGAGGGAACAGCUGAAGCUGUGUCAGGGGAGGCAUAGAUUGCAUAUUAGGAAACAGUUCUUCCCACAGAGGGUGCUCGGGCAAUGACCAGGCUCCCCAGGGAAUAGACACAGCCCCAAGGCUGCCACAGUUUCAGAGAGCGUUGGACAGUGCUCUCAGGCAUAGGGUGGGAUUGGUGGGGUGUCCUGGGCAGGCCAGGAGCUGGACUCAAUAAUCCUUGGGGAUCUUUUCCAGCUCAGGUUAUUCCACGAUUCUGCUCCCUGUAAACUCUCAGGAGAUCUCCCACAGAACAGCACCACACACAGAGCUGAGGUAACAGGGACCCCUCCCCCUGCCAUCCCUCUGCAAUGCUGCCUGAAGAGCACAAGCCUA
Zonotrichia albicollis (white-throated sparrow) is the source of this 2013-nucleotide messenger RNA. RefSeq names its product ras-related protein Rab-39B-like. The record is from RefSeq and is a predicted model, not a curated record. Gene Ontology annotation, molecular function: GTPase activity; GTP binding. Lineage: Eukaryota; Metazoa; Chordata; Aves; Passeriformes; Passerellidae.